Aspergillus novofumigatus IBT 16806 is the source of this 503-nucleotide messenger RNA. RefSeq lists its product as uncharacterized. The record is from RefSeq and is a predicted model, not a curated record. The transcript has a single exon. NCBI's taxonomy places the organism in Eukaryota, Fungi, Ascomycota, Eurotiomycetes, Eurotiales, Aspergillaceae. Bases 162 to 326 code for a protein of 54 amino acids.
CCCUCUCAUUGUACUAUGAUAUGCGUCACCGACGAGUUGCUGUAGGUCGCGCUCUUGAUAAACGCAUGCUCAAAACGCAGCCUUUGGCAGAGUAUAUCAGAUACAUUCUGUUUCGGGCAAUCAAUAGUUUCCCAUAUAUAAGUAAGUGACAUAUUAUCAGUAUGCAGCUAAUGUUAACAGAAGUUUUGAUAGCCAGAAAACUAGUGGGCAGUUUAAAUGAGCGACUCUAUGGCUGGAACGUGGCAGAGGGUGUAGCGUCCGCGAUGAACAAGGAUUGGGCGUAUGCAGCAUACAAGCAGCAAAGGUUUCGGCCCUUGAACAAUUGAAAUAAGAAUCUCACCCGAGUCCAUGGCUAUUAUCAAUGGCGAAUUUUAACUGCUGAAAGAAUUCCAUGAGAUUAAGCUAAACGCUGAUAUACUAGAUUUCUUGGAAGAUGCACAUUCAUCUUUGAGUCAAAGGGCGCAUUGAACCCUCGAGAGCCCAAAUACAAGGAAUCUCUUAUC